UGUCUUCUCCCAUCUCCCGAUGGACUUUGGGGAUUUAUCUGUGGUGGACUGCCUCACGCCUGCAUCAUCCACCCUCUCUGUGCCAGGGAAUUGACAAAGCACUGACGGCCAAGCACCACUGCUGUCUUUCAAGUCUGUGCCACCAUCACGUUAGCAUGGGAUGCCUCCUUGCUCUGUUUUGGAUGAGAGACAGAACGAGACAGAGCGACCCCAUUGUGUCAUGUUGUUGUGGCUUCAGCAAGCAAACUGGGACACUUCUCAGUGGGAUCAUCAUUCUCCCACGUGGCUCCUUGUGACCACUGUCAGUAUCUUACACAGUGGGUUUCCAUGUGAACGCCAGUUCCUGCACCUAAGUCAUUUUGUGGCUUCUUAGCAGCUUCAACGGGAGCAGUGGUCCUGCUCAUGACUUUCCCAUUUCUGCUGGCAUUUGGCCACCCAUCUCUUCCUGUGGGGCAUCUGGGCUUCCCUGUGCUGUGCUGUCUUCAUCGUCUGAUGCCCUCUGACCUUUCCUGAGACUACAUUUUCAUGUGACAGGCAGUUGUCUUACAUUCUGGAUUUUAUCCUGAUGUUGGGUUCAGGCAGCCUGAGCCGGGCGGGCCCCAUCCCAGCCAUCCUGCGCCCGCCACCAGCCAUGAUGCAGCCGCCUCUCGAUCUCAAGCCCUUCCUGUCGUUCCCCAUGGAGGCACAGCCGGCCAUGGGCCUCUUCCCAGGUUUCAACACGGUAAGGCCGUGGCUGCUUCCGGCCCAGGAGGUGCAGGCUCGGAUGGACCCCGUGCAGAAAGCAGUGAUCAAUCACACCUUUGGGGUACCUGUAGCCAAGGCCAAGCGCCCCAUUAUCUCUUGCAACGUCUGCCAGAUCCGCUUCAAUUCUGAGAGCCAAGCUGAAGCACACUACAAAGGGAACCGCCAUGCCCGGCGAGUAAAGGGAAUUGAGGCAGCCAGAACGCGACAGAAGGAACCUGGAGCACGGGAGGGAGAUAAGCCAGGACCUGUGGGCAGUCCAUCCUCCAGCACUGGAGAGAGUGAUUCUGACCGCACAGCUGAGCAGCUGAACGGCAUAGGGAAUUCGGUGACAGUGCUCCCUGUGCCUGUUCCUGCCUCUCCGGAGAAGCAGCCCUCCCUGGUGUCACCACCAGUAGCAGCCACAGCAGCAACCGCAGUACCCCACUCGACCCCCUGCCCAGAGCCUAGCCAGAGCUCCAAGAGUGGGCCUGCCUGGGGGAGUAAGGCAGGAGAGAUUGCAAUGAUGACUGCAGCACCAGCCACUUCAGGGGUGACUCCCCAAAGCAACGGCAGCACCAAGCCUGAUGAAGAGAAGGCCAAAAAGCUGUUGUACUGCGCGCUCUGCAAAGUGGCUGUCAAUUCACUGUCUCAACUUGAGGCCCAUAACAAAGGUACAAAGCACAAGACUAUCCUGGAAGCACGCAGCGGCUUGGGGCCUAUCAAGGCAUAUCCACGCUUGAGCCCCACAGCUGGAGGGGAGCCAGGCAGCCAGGACCCCAGCGCUCAGGAGAGAACCUUCCACUGUGAAAUCUGCAAUGUCAAAGUCAACUCGGAGAUCCAGCUCAAACAGCACAUUUCCAGCCGGCGGCACCGGGAUGGAGUAGCUGGGAAGCCCAACCCCUUGUUGAGCAGGCACAAGAAGCAGCGAGGCAUGGCGGAGCUGCCGGGUUCCCUGGCCUUCCCCAAGGAGCUUCCUAAGUCACUGGCAGCUGGUUUGCUGCCCAAUCCACUGGCUGUAGCAGCUGCUAUGGCGGCAGCUGCUUCCACACCACUGACGCUUCGACCAGCCCCAACGCCACCGCUGUUGCAGGGCCCGCCUCUGACGCACCCACUCCUGCGACCAGCUCCGGGGCCUAUCCGAACUGCACAUGGACCCAUCCUCUUCUCGCCGUACUGAUGCCGCCCAUCCACCCACCUGCCUGCCACAGUCCUGGGACUCCUGGCACCACUGGAUCCGCCCCCUGGCAACUAGCAACCAGUCCUGGCAAUGUAACACGGUGUCCAGUUCCAUCUGACGGGAGCAUUGUACUCCCUCUUUGCCCCUCUUUUUUUUUUCUUUUUAACUGGAAAUGGAAUUCUUUUUUCUGAGAAGAGGAAAGAGACAAUCCCACCCUUCCGCAUACACACACAUACACUGCCCCGUUCUCAACCCUGAUUUGGGGUCCUGGCCAAAUCUGCACAAGUGCUGGGUUCCCCCACAGGCUGAACCGAGGUGUGUUCUUUGUGUGUGUCCGUGUAUGUGUGCACGUGUAUCCGUGUGUGUGUGCAUAUAUGCGUGUGUCAGUCACAUCUCCUGAGGUACGAAAGGGUUGGGGAGCGGCUUGGCCUCUCCAGGACUUUGUGGAGCACUAAAAGGGGAGGCAGUUCUGGUACCUCAGGGACUGAUCAACAAGCCAUCUCUUUCCAUCCCAGAGGUAGGGGAGGGGCAUGCUCUCCCCUCCUACCCAUACAAGCCAUUAUCCACUUGCACUGAGAGGUGGGGUGUGUAUGUGUGUGUGUGUGUGCGGGACAGAAGAUAGGGCCUCCAUCAAAAGAGCCCCUACUGCAAUAAUGCUGGCCGGCACCUCCAUGUACAUAUCCCCCCAUCCUCCCCACUUGCCCUUCCCUGUGCUGGCCCCCUCCUCACUGCGCUUCCAUUCAAUGGGGUUCUCCCCCAGCCCCCCACAGAGCCCCCCCACCACUGCACCAUGACAAGAGACUAGCAGAGCAAGUACUGUGCUCCCAUAACCUACCCACCCACUUUUCCUCUUGCACUAAGAAGCAGAUGGACUGACAGGCGUCCAUCCAUCCAAUUGUAAUUAUCCCAUCUGGAGGAACCAUGAGGCCUCCCUCCUCUGAGCUGAGACAAGUGCUUGAUCCCAUCACCUAGCCUGGAAACAAGGGGAUGGUCAAGGGCUCUCCUUCAUGUAGAAGGGCAAGGAGCACUCCUUAAGAGCCACUUGCAUCUCUGUCUGCUUGUAGACCUUUCCUUUGGGAUAUUUGUGCUGUUGCCACGGUAGCAUAACAUCUCUCUUUCACCUCCCCCCCCCUUUUGCCGAGUCUACAUAAUGUGGAUCCCCAUCCCUCCACCCUUUUCUGAGUGGGUGGAACAAUAACCAAGAGGCCAGUUGUUCGUUUCCUAGAGAUUAAGCAGCCCCAUCUUUCCAAAGCCCAAAUUUACCCGGAGUACAUAAAAUUCCAGAUGUUUGUUAAUUUCCUUGGCACACAUCCUAGUUGGCGCCUAUCAGGGAGUGUGUGUGUGUGUGUGUGUGUGUGUGCGCACAUUUGCAUGUAUUGAUUAAUGGAACAAUGGACUUUUCUCUCCCUCGUUCUCUCUUUUUCUGUCUUUCUGUAUCCUGCCCGCCCAUCUUCCCUCUUUCUUUCUCAAACACACACACACACACACACACACACACACACGUACAGAGUUUCCAAUCUUCCCAAGCAGAAGUAAAAUGCAAGGCUCCAGACAGACUAACCCAGGGAGGAAGGUCUUCCAUGCCAUGGCCAGUGCACUGGCCGCACUACUCUCCCUUAACCCUAUGCCCCUUACAAAACUGUGACUGAAGUUCAGAGCAAUAGAGACACUGGCGUGUUGGGGGGGGAAUGGGACUCACCUUCCCCCCCAACUGGCAUGAAUCACGCCAGGCCUGCCCCAUGUUACCUCAGUCCUUCAAGCCCACAGGGCAACCUAUUCCUCUCCGUCCUCUCAUUCUGUCCGCCCCAGGUGUCUUGUUCACCCCAGAGUGUCUGUCUCUCUAUCCACCAUCCGUUUGACCAUGCUAGACUCGCCCUGCCCUGCACCCUCUCUCUUUAUUGCUGACACCAAUGCCUUUCUGCUACAUCCCAUAUAGCACCUUUUAUUCCUCUUCCCCCCUCCCCCCGCCUCUCCCACCCUUGACAACAAUAAAAGAAGUG
This is a messenger RNA of Sceloporus undulatus (fence lizard), 3900 nucleotides long. It is a transcript of the gene ZNF385A, whose product is annotated as zinc finger protein 385A. The transcript has 8 exons. The record is from RefSeq and is a predicted model, not a curated record. Bases 566 to 1900 code for a protein of 444 amino acids. Gene Ontology annotation, molecular function: zinc ion binding; nucleic acid binding. Gene Ontology annotation, cellular component: nucleus. NCBI's taxonomy places the organism in Eukaryota, Metazoa, Chordata, Lepidosauria, Squamata, Phrynosomatidae.